Vitrella brassicaformis is the source of this 2763-nucleotide messenger RNA. The record is from the annotation of a GenBank genome assembly. Lineage: Eukaryota; Vitrellaceae.
CACGAAACACGACAUCAGGAAAAGUGACAGGCACUUCACGAGCAGUCGAGAAGGCAUGCGGGGCAUCUGAUUGGAUGCCCCUCCCGACAGACAGGAGGACAUGAAGUGGAAAAAAUCACAGACAGCCGACAGAAGGCUUUGGCGGCACAACACAUGUCAUUCCCUGGCACCCACCCAGCUAAGCAAGGGACCAGAUCAUCCCCGUCUGUCGUGUAAUUAAGUACCUUGACUGAUCGUCCCUCAUGAGAUCACGCGCCCGCUCGAGAGCUUCCUCAAUCACACGUCUCUCAGUGCUGCCCUUGUGAGCAUACCGGCUGCGCGCAUCUGCGGCCAGCUGAUCGAGAUGCGUCUGGAUGACAUCGAGACGCCUCCCAAAUUCCGCUGCGCUAGGUGGUGGUGAGCCGAUGGAAGUAUUGCUGUGCCCAUUCUUGGCUCGGAUGCAAAUGAAGCCCAGGUCAGCCAGCAUGUCGAUCGACCGCUCCAUGACGAAAAGGUCCUUCUGGCAGUAGAAACGCAGGCUGUGCAUGCACAGGGCGAGCAGCUCCUCGAAAGACCAUGACCGCAUUGCAACGUAGAGUCUCUGAAAAUGGAAACACGCACACACGCACAUACGUUCAGCAUUGCAUGACUGCUUUCCCCCCUCUUGUGCGCACACGUACCCCGCGGAUUCUGACGAAGUGAUGGUGGAGCUUGUUCCGCACGAUGUCCUUGAAGAGCUCGCUGAUGCGGUCGAUAGCGCUGACUGCUGCAUGGGGGUCGUUGACUGACGAAGUCAUGACGCGGACGGCGAUUUCCGUGAUCUCACGAACUGACCGCAGAUCGAUGAAGAAGGCAAGAGUGCAUGUAGCCAGCCGUCUCGUCUGGUGUGGUCUGUCUGUCCGGCUGGCUGGCCCACCUCCGAAUGAGAUGCUCUCGCCACCGCGAUCUUCACAACUCACACGAAGGGCCCGGUUCACCAUCCUUGUCACACGGUGUAACUGCUGUUUAUUCACACGCUCGACACGCUUUACAUCACUCGCACUCGCGACUGCCUGCAGACUUGAAGUGUCGACGUCGGGAUGCACACGAACCCAUGCCUAGGCACAUCAAAUAAAGGCAUACGUGUGUGGUAGAAACGAGCAGAGCCACACUUCACUUACCAGGACUGUUCCUUCUGUGACAAAUGUGCCCAUCAUGAUGCGACGGUUGACGCACAGCUGGAGAGGGGGCCGCUCCUUCCGCAGCUGAUGAGCCAGCCAAUGUAAGUCGGCCGAGCAGAUGUAGCCACUGCGCUUGGCGAGGAUGAUAUCUCGAUGUCCGAGAGCGAACUCGUCUAAUGGUUCGAUCUCAUCGCUCUCUCGCGGCGGCUCGAUGGUUUGCCGUUUGAAGGAAGUCGCACUCUUCUUGAUCCAUCCCGUGAUCUCCAUAACCCAAUGACAAAACCCCUCCUCAACCGACCAAUUGGCCUCGCGAAGUGACCGCUUGUUCUCCUGGACAAUAUUGCGAAGGAUGUGCUGCAGAUGAAGGCCGCACAGAAAGCUGAGGACACGAAGAACACAUGGACAGGAAACCGUAUCUGCUUGGUAUCACACGCCUGCAUACUUGUGCAUGAAGAAAACCAACAGCCACAAGAACAAGAUGCUAUCUGCAAAACAAAGGGCACGCAAACCUACUUGCGGCAUUGCGUUUGUCCUCUCUGCUGCUGGUUGCUUACAGAGGCCCAGAACAUUGACGGCCAACUCAGGUGUAAACGGAUCUUCCUCCUGCUCGUCCGGAGCCUCGCCGCCGACGAAGAAGAUGACAGUCAUGCAAUAGGCAAAGAAGCCAAUGAAGACGCUGCACAGACACACAGGGACCGAUAAAAAUAAAAGGACAAGUAUAUGAGAAGACCGGCCACUUUCUCUCUCUUCUGCCUGCCAAUGAGGCCACUCACCUGAGGCAGCGGACAUUCGCUGAGCUUCGCAUGUAACUGUUCACCAGUCGAGGGGAGUAAUUGGAAGCGAAGAGCUGCAUGGCCAGGAUGGUCACCGAGAAUGUCAGCACCACCACGUUGAUAGAUGUCGACCCAAGCAUGUUCAAUAGCGCACGCGCACGGCUGACGUCCCGCGUGAUCCACUUAUACCCUUCCUUCCAGGUCUCCGUCUCGUGCCAUCUCUGGUUGUCGCGCAAGAGUAGCGGGCCGGGGAUGCUGGUGUCGUUGAGGCGCUCCAGAGUCAGCCUCAGAGCGAUUGGUUGAGCAAGCUGCCUCUUAUACCACCUCCAGUGAUCAUUGCGGCAGAGGGCGAAGGCGAGCAUGACAUUGAGAAUAAUCGAUAACUGAAGGGACACCACAGGACACACGCAGCGAGGGAUUCAUCAAGUGAGGGGAGAAACACCUGCCCAAACCUUCAUUCGGCUUACGAUGGGCCAGAGGAAGAAGCGCCGAUAAUGGUGUCGAAAGCGGUUGUCCGCACGCUGCACGAAAGUCAUGAGGAAGAGAACACUGAACACGGCAACAUAGCCCCAGAGAAGGUAUUUGAAGGUUUUGGAACGAGGGUUCUCCUCCAGCUCAGCGGUGAGGGUGCUGUUGAAUUGACCGUCAGUCAUCCAUUCAUCGAAGCCCGCCAGUGUGGGUCGAUCAGAGGUGUUGUUGAGCGGCAGCUGGCUCAUGCCGAACUGAUAAAUCUGAGAGCCAACACGCGCUGAGAGAGGGGGACUCCAUACAGCGGGGAAAGCGUGCAGCGGGGACUCCAUCUCACAUCACCAGCGGCAGCAGUGGACCGUUCCGGACAUGCGCCUGCCAAG